AUGGUGUCGCGUCGCAACAGAACGCUCGCAUCCCUGUCACUUUUCCUGGCAGUAUGGGUCUGGAAUGCAUCGGCAGCAGCUGUAAAGGGUGAGACUGCCCGUGUUGAUGUGGGUGCGUUGAGUUCCCCGCAGAUUGAGGAGCAGUUGCAGAACUGCUCUGUUGUGCAGGCUCUCAAUGCUCACAAGGUAGCUUCGAGUCCGACCGGGUCGAGUCUGACGUCCAAGAUCUUCGCCUUCCUGUUCCCUGGCAGCCCCGCCGUCAACGCUCUCCUAGCGACUUUGUACAUCUCUGGUCCGCCCAACUUCCUCCUCGCAUUAUGUCCGCCCAAUAUCGACCCUUCGUCGCUGUCGGUGAUGGUAGCUUUUGCUGUUGGCGGGCUGUUGGGUGAUACACUGUUCCAUCUGCUGCCUGAGAUCUUCCUAGGCGAAGAUGAGCACGAUAAAGUCAAAUUUGUUAUGGUAGAGCCCAACAAGAACUUGCUGCUUGGUGUUGCCAUUAUGGUGGGCUUUGUCACCUUUGUGGCUAUGGACAAGGGCUUAAGGAUAGCGACGGGCGGUGAGGGUGGUCAUGAUCAUUCUCAUGGUCAUGCCCACGAGAAGGUCGAGCCGAUUGGUACUACAACGGGAACAGAACUGAAAGGCUCGAAAGAUGGUGCCCGAGCCCGCAAACCUGCUGCGAAUACCUCUACUACUCCGGACACUCUUCGGGAGCCAGAGAAAGAAAUCAAUCCGAGUGUUAAGCUUGGUGGCUACCUCAAUCUUAUCGCGGAUUUCACCCACAACAUCACCGACGGCUUAGCAAUGAGCUCUUCUUUCUACGCUUCCCCCACAAUUGGCGCGACCACAACCGUCGCUGUCUUCUUCCACGAGAUACCCCACGAGGUCGGCGACUUUGCGCUCCUUAUCCAAUCCGGCUUCAGCAAGAGAGCUGCCAUGGGUGCGCAGUUCAUUACAGCUCUUGGCGCGCUGCUUGGAACGUGCAUUGGCAUUGCUAUCCAGGAGCUUGGCGGUAACUCUGCAUCUGAAGGUUUGGAAGGCCCGGGACUGUUCGGCACAAGCUUGAGGUGGGGAGACAUGCUCCUUCCGUUCACGGCUGGCACUUUCCUUUACGUUGGAACAGUGGCAGUCAUUCCAGAGCUCCUUGAGACUGGUCCCGAGAAAGGAAAGGAGUUCAGGAAGACUAUCACGCAGUUUGCUGCCAUGUUUACAGGGGCUGGCAUAAUGCUCGCGUAA
Messenger RNA from Didymosphaeria variabile, 1233 nucleotides. RefSeq lists its product as uncharacterized. The coding region runs from base 1 to 1233 and encodes 410 amino acids. The record is from RefSeq and is a predicted model, not a curated record. Gene Ontology annotation, cellular component: membrane. The transcript is spliced from 3 exons. Gene Ontology annotation, biological process: zinc ion transmembrane transport; intracellular zinc ion homeostasis. Gene Ontology annotation, molecular function: zinc ion transmembrane transporter activity. NCBI's taxonomy places the organism in Eukaryota, Fungi, Ascomycota, Dothideomycetes, Pleosporales, Didymosphaeriaceae.